Heterotrigona itama is the source of this 2229-nucleotide messenger RNA. NCBI's taxonomy places the organism in Eukaryota, Metazoa, Arthropoda, Insecta, Hymenoptera, Apidae. The record is from the annotation of a GenBank genome assembly.
AUGGAGGGCAAAGCAAACGCGAGUAAAGUAAUUUUCGUUGGAGAUUAACUCACCUGCAUCGAAAGGUUUUUCUGCUUUCAUUCACAAUAAUAAUAUUCGCCAAUUUCACUAUUAACAUGUACAUAGUUUGAGGUUGCAGUCGAUAUUUAGCUUUAGAAGCUGUAUAGAAAUAUAUAUAUACAGGCGAGUAGUAUCUUCAUCUAUUGAAAUUUUAUGGGCCUGUUCCUUAAAAUUUACUUUUAGCGUGAUGAUAAUUUUAUGCCACGUUCUUCUUUGCAGAGCUCGAUAAAUCAGCAUGGCACCACGGGGCCGAAAACCCCUGUGGGGGUAUCGAGGAACAAAUCGGAACGAGAGAGGAAGAUCGGUCACAGGAGAGUUGGAGUGGGAGGUGAAAUCACGUACAAAAAGAUCCAAACGACACAAAUCAUGGGAUCCAUCCAGCUUGGUAUCCAACACGCGGUCGGUGGUUUGGCUAGUAAACCAGAGCGUGAUUUACUGAUGCAAGACUUCAUGACGGUAGAAACGACGAACUUCCCGAGCGAGGGAUCCAACCACACUCCUGCUCAUCAUUUCUCCGAGUUUAAGUUCAAAAACUACGCACCCAUUGCAUUUCGUUACUUUCGCGAUCUCUUUGGCAUUCAACCGGAUGACUUUCUGAUGUCGAUGUGUAGCGCUCCGUUGCGCGAAUUGUCGAACCCGGGCGCUAGUGGAAGUAUCUUUUAUCUAACAGAUGAUGACGAGUUCAUCAUAAAGACUGUACAACACAAAGAAGGAGAAUUUUUACAGACGCUUCUUCCAGGAUAUUAUAUGAACCUAAAUCAAAAUCCGAGGACGUUAUUGCCAAAGUUCUUCGGAUUGUAUUGCUAUCGGUGUAAUAGUAAGAAUGUUAGAUUAGUCGCUAUGAAUAAUCUUCUACCGUCAUCGGUGAAACUGCAUCAGAAGUACGACUUGAAAGGAUCGACGUACAAGAGAAAGGCAUCAAAAUCGGAAAGGUCCAAGUCUUCUCCAACGUACAAAGACUUGGAUUUCAUGGAACACCAUCCGGAAGGGAUCUUUCUGGAGGCGGACACAUAUAGCGCUCUGGUUAAAACUAUCCAAAGAGAUUGCCGGGUAUUGGAAAGUUUUAAAAUCAUGGAUUAUUCUCUCCUCGUUGGUAUUCACAACCUUGACCAGGCUGCAAGAGAAAAAGCGGAGCAGAGAUUAUCAGCGAGUGCGGAGGAAGAAAUCGGCGAAGUCGGAGGUGAGAGUGCAGCAUUUACUCAAGCAGAAAGAGAACGGGAACGGGAGGAUAGAAUAGGUGCCAGCGCUCUGAACCGAUCGCGAAGCAUAAACCGACAAAGGUUGGUUGCGCACAGUACCGCUAUGGAGAGUAUUCAGGCUGAAAGCGAGCCGAUAGACGAGGAGGACGAUGUACCGUGAGUAUUAUGGUUUCAUUUCUUCGCACGACGAUUGUAUACACAAACAUACGAUCUAGUAACGUGAUUUUAAUUAUGUUCGUGUUCCUAGCAGUCCAGGUGGAAUCCCUGCUCGUAAUGCUCGCGGCGAACGCCUGUUACUCUUCGUUGGUAUUAUUGAUAUUUUGCAAAGUUACAGGCUCAAGAAAAAAUUGGAACAUACCUGGAAAUCGAUGAUACAUGACGGUGUAAGUUACAUGAACCUUUUUCUCUUCUUCUUCCUAUGAUGAUUAUUUACAUCUUUUAUAUCUUUUAUGGUUUAUUCACAAACGUAUGAACUUGUAUAUCAUCGGUCAUGUUUGUGCAUGUGUAUUGUAUAUGUGUUUUAAAGAACGUGAAUUGUAUUUGUAUUGCAGGAUACUGUAUCAGUACAUCGGCCAGGUUUUUACGCGCAACGUUUUCAAGAUUUCAUGGCGAAGACAGUAUUCAAAAAGAUACCGUCACGUAAGUACCAUCCUAAUCAGCCUCUUCUAACAAAUUUGACCUCAAUGUUAACACUGAACAAGGCUCAUUCUUAAUUUGUAAGCAAUUUUUUAAUGAGUUACUUACUGUUAUAUUUUUGGGUUCAUUAAUAUCGACUGACGUUUCUCGUAUUAUCUCGUCAAAUCGAUUUAACUAUAUCUCGUGUAAAGCAUAAAGUACAAGAAAAGUUUUAGGCUUUAAGUAGAGUAGACAUUAUAACCAGUAUUUUUAUCGUCAGCUGACCGUGAUUAAUUGAAUUUUUCUGUUUAUAGUAGUAGCAUCAAUUACUGUGAUUCAACUAUAUUAUAAAUAA